GGUGACAGUUCGUUCCGGAUUUGCACGGUUGUUUGAAGAACACAGGUAACGCAAACUCCGCUGUUCAGAGCUGCAACGUUUGCCGACGAACACCGCUGUCUGCUUUUUCGGCUUCUUCGAGGCUGUCCCCGCCGCAGUUACUCUACCGGUGAAGGCACGUGACGAGAGGACCCAGUUCUGUGGGCCGUGGAAGCCCGGAAAUGCGUUGGUGUGCCCCUGGUGAAACGAUAGAGAAGCAAAACCAAAUGGAAGUCGGUGAGCCUCCGCAGAUAAGUGGGCGCGAAGCGGGAGUUCUCGCAGGAGCUCCUCUUGGCGCUCGCGAUGGAUUCCGUAGUAGUACAAGCAGUUGUUGUCACGCACUUCGAUUUAGAAGAUCUGGACCGUAUGUGUUUAGUUGUCUUGCUGUGGGAUUAAUUGCCAUUUCAUGCGCACCAGAGAGUUUGUGUUUUGAGGCAAGUCUUCCCUUCCUGUUGGCUGGACUUGCGGGUUCAGAGGCUAUCGCAGAUGGCGGCCCUCUAGCCGUAUAUGCAAGGACUGUGACGGCCUCUGCCCGCGGUGGAACUCACUGGUCCCAGAGAGAGGCUCUUGUCACGGCCCCGAUGCAGGCCAGGCGCUUGGCGGCAGAGGGUGGAAGUGAAUCAGAAGACGAGCAGGGUGUCGCGAGGCCGGGAGAAACCACGGCGACACCCAGCACGCCACUGCCACCGCGGCCGUCUGUGCUGAUGGAGCUACGCUCUCCUUCCACUCCAGGUGGUUCCGAACCAGCCUCGUCUGCGGCCCUGCAGGCGGGGUCUUUGUCUCCUCCCCAAUUAAUUCAGUCACAGCGGAGCCCGACAGGAUCGUCUUCACCGUUACUUAGGACAUCCAUGCAGGAGUCCUCUGAACGGCCUGGAUCACCCUCCACAAAGCCCGGUAGCCCAUCCGGACACGCGAAGAAGAGUCCGCCUCUACCCCUACAGGAACAAGGUCGCGCUGUACCUUCUGGGGAGCAACCUCCUCCGCAGCCGCCUCCACCUCAUUCACCGCCACGUGUGGCUACGGGCAGAGAAAUCCGAGAACGGGUGCUCAGAGAGCUAGAACUGAGACGGGGUUCAGGUGGGGAAACGUCAUCAAGGCUCAGACCUCCUGCCAAACGGCCAAGCGAGGAGGCUCGUGGCUUUGACAGACCGGGGACUACAGGAACUACAGGACCGCAAGUUCGGACCGCGCUAGAUGUUUUGCGCGAGGUGACUCAAGCAAAACAACUAAAGCUCACGGCAGAGUCGUCCUCCAGCGCGACAGCAAGCCCAGCUACUGAGACCGAACGUCGACCAAGCUCCCCUCGACCGACGCCCCCUCCUCUCCCACGUCCAAUGUCGCCUAUCCGGACAGGCAAAGAAAUCAUGGAGAAGGUGAAAAAAGAGCGAGCCCUCCAACGUGCACAAAUGGAAAGACGACAUCGCACAGAAGGCGACGCAACCUCAUCGGUACAAGGACAAGCGCCUCUUAUAGGUCCACGACCACGGCCUAAAAGUGCGCUACAGACUUUUCGUGAGGUGUACGCAGCGAUGCGGUCGCAACAAACCGCACGACAGGUGCCUUCCAGGCACACAUCAACUCCAGCAUCUCAGACGCAUUCACAACCAUAUACGUCUUCUCAUCCCAGCAAGACGUCGUCACCGAGUCGUGCGAGUGCAGGUUUUUUGAGAGGCAGUCAAUUUCUUCAAGAAGGGCAUGGUGGGAAAGGCGCGUCAACGGCUUCUCUACACUCCGAGCCUGGCGCUGCGUCUAUGCCUGGACCUUCGCCUAAAUCCGAACCUCCCCUUCUACCAACACAACACACUGAAUGGCCAAGAGAACGGUUACCCAGCUCGUCCGACCGCGGACGUCGUUCUCCUGAAAGGGGUACCCGUGGACCCCUGGGAGAGCCGUCGCGUGGCAUCGCCAAGAUGCUGUAUGCAGGCGCCCCGACAACAGUUCAGUCUCAUCCCGGAAGUGCGUCGCUUGAGGUACCUGCGGCAUUCGGAAAAGUUGAAGAGGGUCCUCGUAGGGAACCUCAGCCUUUCGCUGGAAUGUUUCCUUUUGCCACCGUCGCACAUACGGCGGCUAUAGGUGGAGAAACUCCGGCAGGCAUGUCAGGCCCCGAUGGAAACGUAGUUCCACAUACUGCUUUGCAGAGAGUGUCUUUGUCUCUGCCCCCGCGGUCCACAGGCACAGCUCCUGAAACGCCAAUGCCUCGGGAACGUCGGCCACGCAAACAAGCUAAGCCCACCAGGUAUUCAGCUUCCUAUGAACCACACCAUCCUAGUUCUCCAGCUCCCACACCCACUGUUUCUGGGCCGCUCAUUUCGGCGUCGACUGGUCACUCGCCCCCGCAGACGAGUUCCUCUGCCUCGCCUCCGUUCCCCUCCCGGAGCAGCUGGCAACCAACAGGUCAACCUCUCCCGCAAAGACUCACCUUACCUGGACAGAGCGUCUUGAGGCAGAUGGCUCCAGUUCCCCCUGCGCCUCGAGGAGGCGGCCCUCCUUUUCCGCCACAAGAGGAACCCUUGAACUUGUGUACACAUGCGAGGAAUCUGCCUCGUCUUCCCCCGGCAUCGGUGAUCGCCCAUCAAUUGGGUGCCAGUGCAGCUGUUUCAGCUCCGGGUGUGAGUCCCAGUGUAGGGUCAGCCCCUUCGGCGUCUCCACCUGUGCGAUUGCCGUCACCGCCAUCGCUUCAUCGCCGGCCGCCGAGUAGUGAACGGCGGGUCUAGUGGGUGGAUGCAUUUGCGGGCAGAAUUUUUGGGUGUUUCGGAGAGAAGGCCAGCAACGGAACAAGUGAAAAUCUCUCCAGUAGGUUAGUACACAUUCCGUCGGCCGGAAAGAUGGGCAUGCAUGCGGCGACACUCGCGAGUUUGUUAGAAGAUGUGUGUGAGGUCUCACGUUCUCCACGUUUGCCCUUCCUUUCAGUUUGAGUCGACGUCAUGGCGGGUUCACUGAGCUCAGGUGAACCCUGUGGGUCCGUAGCAGCUUCAGAGUCUACAAGUUUAAACAAGAGUGCAUGUGCGUCGCGCAUUAGGCCACUUUGUGCCAUAUUGGUAUUUAUUCAGUGAAGAAGACAGACGUUGCAGCACAAAGUGCCGCUGUCUCAGAGAGGCGCACAUGUGCUCUGACUCAGAAGCGAAAGGCAGGAAGGCCCACCAAUCAGAUAAGAGCUGAAGCUACACUCCCUGUUACGCAUUCCCGGAUGGGGUGUUUUUACAUAGGUAAGCGUGGAACGUCGUACGGACAUGCACUUCAGUGCCUUGUGAACUCCUUGGCUACUUCCAAAAGCAUCGGUGGUGUCACAAGGCUUCCAUUCUCGGAACUGUUUACGCAAAAAAUACCGCAGAAGGUAUUUAUUCUUAAGAGCGUAACUCCCGACACGUUGUGCCCGCACCUCGGCGUGUGAGUCAGUGACUGCGCAGCCCAGUCACCAGGCUAGCACGACUCAAACCUCACUGAUUAGAAACGGAAAACCGACAGAAGGCAGCAUCAGUUGAGCAGGACAGCAAACGCGAAUCACGGAGAAAGAAUGCCAGAGUGUUUCUUGGUACCGAGCAGCAGAGGUAGAUUGGCACUGCUUCAAGAGCGCUCCGAUAGUGGCUGCAUGGCCAGCAUGCAGGCUGCGUUCUUGAAUUUCGCGACGCGGCAG
Messenger RNA from Toxoplasma gondii ME49, 3652 nucleotides. RefSeq lists its product as hypothetical. The transcript has a single exon. NCBI's taxonomy places the organism in Eukaryota, Apicomplexa, Conoidasida, Eucoccidiorida, Sarcocystidae. The record is from RefSeq and is a predicted model, not a curated record. The coding region runs from base 201 to 2732 and encodes 843 amino acids.